AUGUAUACCGCACCCAGCAUGCCCUAUACACUGUUUCUCACAGCUUCCUUCGCCAUACAGGCUCUGGCGCAAUCUACCAAUCUCACUUUCUCCUUCUCUCCGGCCACACUGGACACAUGCGCCGCCAACGGCUCGGCAGAAGCCAUCACCUUCACCACAAGCAGUGUGCCUCCAACGUACCAAUGCUUCAACAUCGAAGACCUCUUUGCCUCUUCCAACACAUCCAGUAGCUACGGCUCCCGCACAAGUCAACAAUCCACCAUCACCUACGAAGAGGUCUCCUGGCGCAUCUUCAAUGCCGACACAUACUCAACCCAAACCAAUUACUCGAGAUUACGGUAUCAACAACAAAACAUUACCUCACCUUCCCAAGGCGAAGAUGCUGCAAGGAUGUUGGAAGUAUUUAGUGGACGAGACUGUCACCAGACUGGCUCUUCGAACACGACUGUCUACCCUAUAUUAGGUUGGACGUGCCAGAGCUCGGCGAGUGGUGAUUGCUACGAGGCUCCAUACAAUAUCAUGAGUUUCCAGAUUGGCUCGGCAGCGGCUAUCAACAGUGCCGCUAAGAAGUGUUGGGUUGCCUCGACGGGAGCAGCUGCUGAGAAACUCGGUAGUGGUAGGACUGCAACCAAUGUAGGUGCUGUGGCCAUUCUCGUAGCUGGCUUAUUGAGUCGGUAA
Messenger RNA from Aureobasidium musti, 678 nucleotides. Lineage: Eukaryota; Fungi; Ascomycota; Dothideomycetes; Dothideales; Saccotheciaceae. The record is from the annotation of a GenBank genome assembly.